Molecule: messenger RNA, 883 nt
Organism: Telopea speciosissima
Lineage: Eukaryota; Viridiplantae; Streptophyta; Magnoliopsida; Proteales; Proteaceae
Product: 40S ribosomal protein S7-like
Exons: 6
Coding region: 73-648 (191 amino acids)
Biological process (GO): translation; rRNA processing; ribosomal small subunit biogenesis
Cellular component (GO): cytosolic small ribosomal subunit; 90S preribosome; small-subunit processome
Molecular function (GO): structural constituent of ribosome
Source: RefSeq, a predicted model, not a curated record
UUUCGAAGUGAGAAGUGUGGGAAGUGGGAAGUUAGCUUUCCUCCUAAGCGGUCAGGUAAGAGAUCUGCCAAGAUGUAUACGUUUAGAAGGAAAAUCCAGAAAGACAAGGAUGCUGAGCCUUCCGAAUUUGAGGAGUCAGUUGCCCAGGCACUCUUCGAUUUGGAGACUUCCAACCAGGAUCUCAAAAGUGACUUGAAGGAUCUCUACAUAAAUUCAGCAGUUCAGAUGGAUGUUGCUGGGAAUCGUAAGGCUGUUGUAGUUCAUGUUCCUUACAGACUGAGGAAAGCUUUCCGCAAAAUUCAUCCUAAGCUUGUAAGGGAGUUGGAGAAGAAGUUCAGUGGGAAGGAGGUGAUCAUUAUUGCUACCCGAAGGAUCCUGAGACCUCCAAAGAAAGGUUCUGCUGCCCAGCGACCUCGCAGCAGAACACUAACUGCUGUGCAUGAUGCCAUGUUGGAGGACAUUGUUUAUCCUUCAGAGAUUAUUGGAAAGCGUGUCAGAUACCGCAUUGAUGGGUCCAAAAUCAUCAAGAUUUUCUUGGACUCAAAGGAGCGAAAUGCCACCGAGUACAAGAUCGAGACAUUCUCAGGAGUUUACCGGAAGCUUGCUGGGAAAGAUGUUGUGUUUGAGUACCCCAUUACCGAGCCUUGAAAAGCCAUACUGCAUUAUCAUAUGCAUCCCUAGCUUGCUAUGUUGCUUUUUAAGUCUCAUAAUAUUUUUAUUAUUAGAGUAUUGAAUUAAAAUUUUGGCCGAGCAUUUGGAUUUAGGUCUUUUUGGUUCAGGAAGCAUGAUGGAUGGUCUUAUGCCUUGAAAUUUGAGACUAUGUUAUUGUAGAAGACUCAAUUUUUUGCUUGAGAAAGUCAAAUUGCUUAAUCUUUUUGGUGCU